AUGAAUACAAACUUUACUUGGUCAACAACCGAAAAAGGUGAAAAAGCAAUUCUAUAUAAUGGUUACCUUUAUCGAUUAAGACGUGAAAAUCAGAAUGGUACAUUAAUCUAUGUUUGUACUUUCAAAUUGUGUUCUCGUACUAUUACUUUAAAAAACGAUGUAAUUUUAAAAACAAAUGGUGGAAAUCAUAAUCAUGAUCCCAAAUUACCGGAAAAUGUUCAAGCCGUAUUGUGCGGAUUGAAACGUCGAGUAUUAACUGAUAUAGAUCAACCUGUUACAAAAAUUUAUGAAGACGAAGUAAAAAAAUUUCGUCGUGAAAACGGCACAGCUGGUCCGAUUCCAGUCUUUGAAGCAUGGAAAACAACUUUGUAUUCCAUUCGUAAAAAAAUAUUACCUCCAACACCAAUAUCUUUAUCAUCAAUAAUAAUUCCUGCAGAUAUGUGUAUUAAUAAUAAUAAUCAAGAAUUUUUAUUUUGCAAUUCACCAACACCACAUAAAGUUAUAGCAUUUGCAUCGGAACAAGCAUUACAAUUAUUAAGUAAUAACCCACAUUGGAAUGGUGAUGGAACUUUCAGAACAUCACCUGCCCUAUUUGCUCAAUCUUAUUAUAUACAUGUAUGGGAUGAGUUUAGCAUGAAAUCAGUAAUUUAUUCAUGUUGUGAAGAUAAAAAAGAAGAAUGUUAUCAUGAACUACUUCAAUCACUACUUAUUCAUGCAACAAAAAAAAAGAUUACAUUAAAUCCAUCAUCGAUCUUAAUAGAUUUUGAACAAGGUAUGAUUAAUGCCAUUAAUGAUAUAUUUCCGCAAGCAUUAGUUAAAGGAUGCCAUUUCCACUUUGCUCAAAACAUAUGGAAAAAAGUUAAAAAAUAUAAUUUAGUAACAUUAUCAAAAGAAGAAAAUAUUCGUCGUCAAAUAGCUAAUAUUAUUGCAUUACCUUUAAUACCACCAAAGGAAGUUAAUAAUUCUAUGGAAAAGAUUAUUGAUGAAUUAUGUGAUUGUGAUUCAAAACUGAAUAAAUUAACUGAUUAUGUUAUAAAAAAUUACAUUGAAGAUGCUCGAUUCUCUUUAAAUAUGUGGAAUCACUUUUAUACUAUUGGUGAAAGACCACGUACAAACAAUCAUCUAGAAGGUUAUCAUCGACAAUUAAAUGCCAGAGUUAGAACACAUCCUGAUCUGUGGACGUGGAUUAAUGAAGUAAAAUCAUCAGAAGAAUCGGUUAUGUGUCGUUAUGAACAGGAACAAGCACAAAAAAGAACAACAAGACCAAGAAAAAGAAAAUAUAUACAAGAUGAUAAUAAACUUAUGUUGGCAAAGAAGAAAUAUAUACAAGAUGAAGAUUUCGAUGCUUACCAGAAAACCUUACGAACUGUUUCUCAUCGUUAUAUUCACAUUCUAAAAGAUGCAAAAGAUAGUAGUGAUGAAGAAUAG
Molecule: messenger RNA, 1428 nt
Organism: Rotaria sordida
Lineage: Eukaryota; Metazoa; Rotifera; Eurotatoria; Philodinida; Philodinidae
Source: the annotation of a GenBank genome assembly